This is a messenger RNA of Ostrea edulis (European flat oyster), 2208 nucleotides long. Its product is annotated as carbohydrate sulfotransferase 1-like. The record is from RefSeq and is a predicted model, not a curated record. The coding region runs from base 161 to 1369 and encodes 402 amino acids. Gene Ontology annotation, biological process: N-acetylglucosamine metabolic process; sulfur compound metabolic process. Lineage: Eukaryota; Metazoa; Mollusca; Bivalvia; Ostreida; Ostreidae. Gene Ontology annotation, molecular function: N-acetylglucosamine 6-O-sulfotransferase activity. The transcript is spliced from 4 exons.
AGCGAUAUAAACCCAAUUGGUUGAUUAGGGAUUCAGCGACUGACAACGCCACAGCAGAUAUUUAAGCUGAGGUUAACAACAGCAGUGGUCUAUACGCUGCUGAUAUCAAUUCUGUGAUGGACAACCAGUAGCCGUAUAGGUGAUAGUAUCGGAUGUAGUCAUGCCUAGGAUGUUUCUGUUGAAUUACAUAAGGAGAAGAAAAAUACUCAUCGCUUGUACCCUCGUAUUCUGUCUUGCAGUCAUGCUUCUCAACGAAAACUCUAUAAUCUACAGACGAGGAUAUGUGAGAAUAUUUCAAGAGUGGUAUCCUAAGAGGAACCUGGAGAUGAAGUACGCCGACCAAUACCCAGAAGUGAGUGGACCUAUGCCAGCUGUGAUUCUGACGUACAUGAGGAGCGGAUCCUCCUUCUUUGGAGAGGUACUUCAAUCAAGUCAAGAUGUUUUCUAUCUUUUUGAACCACUUAGGACACUACAGUUCCAUAUCAGAAAGUAUAGCACCUUUCACUAUCUGGACGGGAAAAGCAGGAACUUUACUAAUUUCCUGGAAAUAGCAAGUGAAGCCCUCAACGAUAUAUUUCGAUGUAAUUUUGAAAAUCUCCCUCUCCCAUUUUUCACCGAUGGAUUUUUGAGCAAGGGAAAAAAAGCGAAUGAAUUCAAAGUUUGUAUGUUACAUUUCAAAUCCAAAGUCAACAUCAGUUUAUCAUCAGCAGUACAUCAGUGUGUUGGGAUUAUAAAACGUCGGUGUCUAGAAUCAAAACAUAUCGUUAUCAAAACUAUUAGAAUACCAUUGAAAGUUUUGGUUCCUUUCUCACAGAUAUUUCCUAAACUUAAGAUUCUACAUUUGGUAAGAGAUCCACGAGCCACCUUAAAAUCUCAGUCUCGCUUUGGUAUCGUAAAGUUGAGAUUUUUGCAUGAAAAUGCCACUAAUUUUUGUAACAGGGUAUAUACCGAUAUAACAGUGGCAAAGAAUACACCGACCAUUGCAACAAGUCGUUAUUUUCCAAUUUCUUAUGAAAAUUUGGCAAUGUAUCCCAUUCAGAUGGCUGUCGGUGUUUACAGGUUCCUUGGUAUCAGCAUAAACGAAAACAUAAUGACUUACGUGCACAAUAUAACAAUGGGAGGAACAUCUUGUGGCACCUCACGGGUAUCAAAACUAAUGUGCACCAAGUCAGCCAACUCCAGCGCGGAAGCGGGGAAAUGGCGGCUAACAAUUCCUUACAGUUUCGUUUCCGUGGUGGACAGUGCGUGCUCUCUAUUAUACAGCGUGCUCGGAUUACGUAGUGUUCCCAGCGAGAUCCAUUUGAGGAAUUUGUCCUAUUCCCUCAGAGGAAAUAUUUCUAGUAACAUUGGUGAUUUCAGAUUUACAUAAUCUUUUCAAUGUGAUGUUGCACAGUAAUUUAAGUUCACGGUGUGAAAGGGAGAGUGGACCUCAGGUCAUGUUGAAUGUGAACCCACAUCUCUACCCCGUUUGUAUUUUUGUUAAUAAUCAGUGUGCUCGGAUAUCAUUUCACAAGAAAUAAGGAACUGUUUGCGGUAAGGCCCUGAGUUGGACCUCCUUAAAAUCACAUUCAAUUUUAUGACUGAUUGAUUGUUAGAGUUUGACGUCUAUUUGAUGACAUGUCGGUUAGGUAGAGAUGUGCUACAAAUUUUGACCAAUGUUUUGUACUCUUGGUCAUUUAGCAGUGAGGGUUUUGUAUCAUUCCAACACCUACUGUGACUUCCGUUUAGAAAGUCCCAUCUGAAUGUACAUUGCGAAUGUUAUAUAAGGGAAUCUUUUCCCCGAAUGACCAUCGGAUUGAUGAUUGACACGGGGUCCUUUUUAUUGCUGUGAUAGGAGAUUUGUGUGCUUUGCUAUGGUGUGAUUCGUUAUUAAAAGGAGACAAUUAGGAAUCCUUCCAUGAAACAGAUUUGCAGAAAAAUUGCAUGUCUUGAAAGAAUUGUCUUUGUAAGUUAUUUAUUGCAUGGGAGCCAUUGCGUGAAAGAGCUUUCCUUCGCUUUAUGGAGUGUAAUGAAGUAUGUAAGAAUAUUUCCUCAUUAUAUUUGACGUAUUUUCUCGUCAGAAAACGAUUUCUUAUCUAUGUGUUAUGCAUUUUACAUGCUUUUGGUGUAUAUGAAUUUUAAAAAUGGUUUCUAUAGACUUGUUAUCAAUGUUUUAAGAGACAUGUACACGUAUUUGAUUGCUCUGUUAUAUAAGAAUAUAUCUAUCGU